This is a messenger RNA of Prosopis cineraria, 988 nucleotides long. RefSeq lists its product as uncharacterized. The transcript is spliced from 5 exons. Lineage: Eukaryota; Viridiplantae; Streptophyta; Magnoliopsida; Fabales; Fabaceae. Bases 224 to 712 code for a protein of 162 amino acids. The record is from RefSeq and is a predicted model, not a curated record.
AUUCUUUUCCCACGCAAACCCAUUCACUUCUUCAUGUCUUCUUAUUCGCUCUAUCAAUGUUUCUUUUCGUAAUUUUUUUUUCCUGAUCUUUUUGGUUUUCGAUUGUCAGGAUUGCUCUCUGAUUUUUUUUUUCCCCUUUUCUUUGGAGUCGGCUUCUUGCUAUUUGUUCCCCGCAAUAUCCUUCAGUGGAUUUUACUUGCUUUUUGGUAAUCCCAGACGCUGAAUGAAUGGGAGCAGUGGUUGUCUUGGAUGCUAUCAAAAGCCCGUGGCUAUUAGCACAGUGGAAACGCCUUCCAAAGGGCUGGCAAUGCAAGGUAAGGCUUUGAAGAAAUCCAGUACAUCGGAGGAUUUCUGGACCACAAGCACACAUGAUAUGGACAAUAGUGCUUUUCUGUCACAAGGAAGCAUCUCAUCAACCAGUGCGACAAACCAAGUGCUAGAUCCUCAUGGUGCCUCUAGCAAAAUCAGUAAUCCCGCUGAAUUUAUAAAUCAUGGUCAUAUUCUUUGGACACAGACUCGGCAACGUUGGUUAAGAAAUAAUAGAUCUUAUUAUCCGAACCAAACAAAACGGCAACAAGAACCCAGAUUAAGUUCGAAUGCAACAUAUGAAAGUUUACUGGGAAGCAACAAGCCAUUCUCUCAGCCAAUCCCUCUUUCAGAAAUGGUAGAUUUUCUGGUGGACGUCUGGGAACGAGAUGGCCUUUAUGAUUGAGGCAUGAAAGAUUAGGGGAGUGCUGUUUGGUUAGAGUAGCUAAAGUAAAUCUCAGUUUCUUGCUUCUGCAGAAAGAGAAGUUUGGGCAUCCUCUGCAAAAUUGUAUUUAUACCUGAAUUAAUUGAUGACGGGAGGCAAGUUUUUCAUCUAUUCAAUCCUUUUCUCUUGAAGUUUGCUGAGUAGCCAUUGCCCCGCACAAACUGAAACUUUCAAUAAGGACAGAACUGCAUUGUCAUAGAAAGUAAUACGAGUGAAGUUCAAAUUCAUCAUUUUCAA